Messenger RNA from Cercospora beticola, 5030 nucleotides. RefSeq names its product ubiquitin-binding TORC1 subunit KOG1 (gene KOG1). Lineage: Eukaryota; Fungi; Ascomycota; Dothideomycetes; Mycosphaerellales; Mycosphaerellaceae. The record is from RefSeq and is a predicted model, not a curated record. Gene Ontology annotation, cellular component: cytoplasm; TORC1 complex. Gene Ontology annotation, biological process: positive regulation of cell growth; cellular response to starvation; cellular response to amino acid stimulus. Gene Ontology annotation, molecular function: protein-macromolecule adaptor activity; protein binding.
AGCUCGGACAUGCUCGAGUUCAACAGUGUUCCAUACCAAUUUGUGAUAGACUGACCACGUCACUCGUGCCCAACAUUCACCCUCGCACCGCGCACGAGCAUCCCCGCGAGGUCAAAGCGGCUUCUAGGAGGCUUCGACGAAUCGGCUCCAAGAAGGCUAUUGCUGACCUCGCUGUAUACUGCGGCUUGAGGCAGCGACACGAUCCCCGGUUCGAGCACGCGACGAUGCGGUAGCAGUAUUUCUUCCACCUGCUCCGCCUACAACACCCGCGCCGCGCCCAUGCGCACGCGAUCGCGCAUACAAUGACACGCGAAGGCAGUGGAGGCGGCGGCGCCUUGCCGUCUGCGCAUGGGACCUCGAGCCAGACCUUCCUGCCAGAGGCCGUCUACGGACAGCGGUCUAAGCACCCGCAGCCUUCGAGCAUCAACAUCGAGCCCACCAGCGCGCCCUCGAGUACGCCCGCCAGCAAUAAAUCUGCGCCCGCGGGGACCUACAGGCCGAGCACCGCGGCCUCGACGAAUUCGCAGCCGAGCGUGCAGCAUGCCCGGAAUGGCUAUCACGAUGAUGAUGAUGAGGACUCAGAUGAGGAUCAUGGCCUCCAGUUACAGGCGAACGGUCGAAAAACUGCGGCCUCCAAGCCGACACUUUCGCGGACGAGAAGCGACUUCGGUCAAGGCGCGCAUCGUCAGCAGAACGGCUAUAUGAACGGGAAGUCGAGCGAAAAGAAGAAGGACGAAGACAUGGCUAUGAGACAUGGAUGGGAGGCACAAUUGCAGAACGAGGAGGCCGCGAAGAAUCUCAGUGAGAACUUCUUCAUGUACUACGAGGACAAGCGGCACGAGACUGCUGGGAACUUGCCUCCCGAUUUCGACCCCAAGCACAUGGUCACUGAGUGGCGCAUGAAGGAUCGGCUCAAGACUGUGUCGGCACUCUUGUCCGUCUGUCUGAAUGUUGGCGUUGAUCCGCCCGACGUGAUCAAGACGAAUCCUUGUGCUCGACUGGAGUGUUGGGUCGAUCCCGUUCCACAGGAUAGUACCAAUCAGAACUCUAAUAACACUAAUGCUCAGAUUGGUAAGAACCUCCAGUCACAGUACGAAAACCUGUCCCUCCGAACGCGAUACAAGGCUAUUAUGGAUCCCACGAUCGACGAAUUGAGGAAGUACACAUUGCAACUACGGAAGACCGCGCAUGCAGAGCGGAUUCUCUUUCACUACAACGGCCACGGAGUACCAAAGCCGACGCAAAGCGGUGAAGUCUGGUGUUUCAAUCGCAGCUACACUCAAUACAUACCGGUGAGCCUGUAUGAUUUGCAGGAAUGGUUGCAGGCUCCUGGGCUAUGGGUCUGGGAUUGUAGUGCAGCUGGCGGCAUUAUUCAAUGCUUCUUAGAAAGCGUGCAAAAACAUCAGAUGAACCAACAGGAGGCGCUGAAACGGGAUCCCAACCGAGCACAGCAACAGUUAAUGACGAAGUGGGAAGACUGCAUACACCUGGCAGCCUGUCGCGAGAAUGAGGUUCUUCCCACCAACCCGGACCUACCUGCAGACCUGUUCACAUCAUGUUUGACGACGCCCAUCAUGAUGGCCGUACGAUUUUUCAUUCUGCAAAACCCACUGGGCUCGACAUUCGGCGUCAGUCUUGACCAGGCGAGAAACAUUCCUGGCAAGGUCAGUGAGCGCCGGACGCCGCUUGGCGAGCUCAAUUGGAUCUUUACUGCCAUCACUGACACUAUUGCCUGGAAUUGCUUGGAGAAGCCUUUGUUCAAGAAGCUGUUCAGGCAAGACCUUAUGGUGGCUGCCCUGUUCCGCAACUUCCUCCUCGCGCAGAGAGUGAUGCGCAUGUAUCACUGUCACCCGGUAUCAUACCCAAAGAUUCCAGAUACCCACGAUCAUCCCCUGUGGCGAAGCUGGGACUUGGCUGUAGAAAUGAUCUUGUCGCAGCUGCCGAGUUUGAUAGAACAGCAGAAGGCACAUGAGGCUGCUCUGGAGGCGACACAACCGAACGGCCAAGGCGGUCCACCGCCGCAGAUGCCAGAGCUUGAUUACAAGCACUCUGACUUCUUUGCCGAUCAGCUGUCUGCUUUUGAGGUCUACUUGACUGCAGCGCCGAGCAAUCCCAGCUCGGUGGGUUACGCUAAGCCUCCGGAGCAACUCCCGAUCGUUCUUCAGGUAUUGCUAUCGCAGGUUCACAGGCUUCGGGCACUUGUACUCCUCUCGAAGUUUCUCGAUCUGGGUCCUUGGGCCGUGAACCUCGCGCUCAGCAUUGGCAUUUUCCCGUAUGUGCUGAAGCUGCUGCAGUCUCAGGCGCUUGAACUGAAGGCACCCAUGGUCUUCAUAUGGGCGCGUAUACUGGCAGUCGAUCAAAGCUGUCAAGCGGAUCUGCUCAAGGACCAGGGCUACGCAUACUUCACCAACAUCCUCAACGCCACAAAUGGCAUUCCCAUGGGCAAUGUCGCAGAGCACCGAGCGAUGUGCGUUUUCGUCAUUGCCAUGUUCUGCAAAGACUUUAGACAGGGCAAAGUCGCGGUCCUGGAUAGCAAUCCUGAGAUCAUCGAACUAUGCUUAGGACAUCUACAGGACAUGGAGAAUCCAUUGCUGAGACAGUUCAGCUUGCUGUGCUUGAGCAACAUUUGUCGCGACUUUCCGAACGCGAAGGAGGCAUACAUGGCACAUGCUGCGCACGAGAGAAUAUGCGACCGCAGUCAUGAUCCCGUGCCCGAAGUUCGGACUGCCAUGCUCAACGCGCUGACCAGCUUCAUUGCCACAGGAGACAUCGAUGGCGACAUCGUGGAGAUGGAAGAGAUACUUGUGGGUGUCAUAAUAAGCAUGGGCAUGGAUGGCUCGAUCAUGGUUCGCAAGGAGCUCACAGUAUUCUAUUCAGAGUAUGUCAAGAAGUACCUGAAGCGCUUCUUGUGUGCUGCCUUUGAGCAACUGCAAGAAGAGCAGGAUAAGCGCAGUGGCAAGGAACAAGUUGUCGACGACUUCAUUGCAAUGCAGAAAGAGGGUGGCACUGAUGGACUAUCGACGACGAGUGGUCCAGCCGGGGCGCUUCUCAACGGUUCGCGAGUGUCACACCAUCGCAGCGUAUCAGCGACAGCUGCUGAGACGGAACCACGCUCUAUCAAGACGACACCACGACAAUCGAAUUCGCUUGGCACUGUGUACAGGGCCGUGUGGCGGCAGGUGAUGAGCUUGUCUACUGACCCACAUCCAGAAGUUUCUCGCAACGCUGGAAUUAUCGUUGACUACGUUCUCAAUGCAUUGCUCGAGUCGCCUUUGGGCCAGGCAGCUGAAACAAUACUGGAUGAGCUGGAACGCAAGACUUCAAUGGAGACUUCAACCAUGGGCGCUGCAGUCCAGCCGCUCAGCAGAAUACAGACUGCAGGCCAUGGGCCUCGACCUGAGACUCCGCCAAGCCCUUCAGCCUCGGUCUCGUCGAAAGCGGACGGCUACUUUGCUCUGUCGAGGACGGCGAGCGUUGCACAAGCUCUCGGCAAGCUUGUUGGCUGGGGACCUAAAACACCUGGGGAGUUAUCAACACCUGGAUCGCCAACUCACGCGCGAAGAGGUUCGACACUGAGUGGCACAACAACGCCUUAUCGCUCGCGACCGCUGACUCCCUAUGAUGCGUCCAUGCUGCCUCCGGACGCACUGGACAACAUACAAGGUCCGGCACACCAGCCGCCUGCGAAGAUUCCGCCUACGCCGUACUUCCAGGCACGCGACCUGGCCGAGCUGCCUGAAGUCCCGUUGAAAUCAACCUUCUUUGACUGGUCGGCUUCAUACUUCCGAGAACCACAGAUGCGCCCUUCAGAAGCUGAUGAGCCGGGAUCGCGAGACUACAAUGAGCGUCUUUGGCGACGCAACAGGAAUGACAAGAUUAUCGCCUCCACUCAACCUCUCAAAGAAGCCGCUGGGUCGCAAGCCUGGGACAAGCCAUGCGGCUAUUUCGGGAUCGGCGCAGCGCCUGUGAAGAUGGUCUUCCACCAAUUCGAGAACCAUCUGGUUACCAGUGACGAUCGCGACAGUAUCGCUAUCUGGGACUGGAAAGCAGAGCAGCAACUUGCGCGCUUCAGCAAUGGCAACCCAAGAGGAAGUCGUGUGACGGAAGUGCAAUUCAUCAACGAAGAUGAUAUUGCCAUGCUCAUGGUUGGGUCCAGUGACGGCGUGAUCAAGAUCUACCGAGACUAUGAUAAUCUUAAAAAGAUCACUCAUGUAUCGUCCUUUCGAGCACUGAACGACCUCGUCCCUAGUACGGGCGGGACGUCGGGCUUGGUGUUCGACUGGCAACAAGGUCAAGGCAAAGCUCUUGUCGCUGGUGAUGAUCGAGUCGUUCGAGUCUGGCAGGUUGGACAAGAGCUUUGUGUCAAUGACAUUCACACACGCUCGAGUGCUUGUAUUACAAGCCUCACAUCGGACCAGGUGGAAGGCAAUGUUUUCGUCGCCGGAUUUGGCAACGGGUCCGUGAAGGCUUACGAUCAACGUCGCCCGAACGCAGAAACUAUGGUUCUUGGGUGGAAAGAGCAUACCUCUUGGAUCGUUGGCGUCCACCUUCAACGCGGCGGCCUACGCGAACUCAUCUCCGCUGAAUCGAACGGUGGAAUCCGCCUCUGGGAUCUCCGCAUGAGCAAAGCCGUCGAGAAAGUCAAUCCGGGCAAAUCGCGAGAACCCAGAAGUCUUCGCACCCUCUCCGUUCAUGAACACGCGCCUGUUUUUGCCACGGGAGGCAAGGACCAUACGAUCCGAGUAUACAAUACGAAGCUGCAGCCAUUGAGUAAAUUCGAACCUUACAUGAGUUAUCUGAGAGCUGGACUGGGCGCCACAGCGAGGAACGCGCCGAUUACCGCGACGGCGUUCCAUCCACAUCGUAUGAUGUUGGCUUGUGGUGCGGUCAAUGAUGGGCAUGUCAAUCUGUUCAAGUGUGAUAUUGAAGAGGAGAGAGUGAGGAAUGGAGAUGGGAUUGUGGAGGAGUGGCCUGGUAGUAGUGGGUUGCACUCGAGUGGGAGUGGGUAUUCGGGUGGCAAGUUCCAGUGA